GGUACCGCGCAGCGAAGAACAUGGAGCUGUUCAAUGGCAAUACAGUGUGCAUUAUUUCUUUCUUGGGCAUUCCUAAGGAUUUGCAAUUGUCGUAGAAAGAUAUAAAUUGAGUACUUCGAGGAAUAAGGAUCAGUUUUCGCUAGAACUACCUACUAUUAGCUGAAGACAACCUCGAUUGUUUUCGACGAUAAAUUCCCCCAAAUUUCAGCAUUAAUUAUUAACCAGUGUCAACAUGUUCAGGCGUGUCCUAUCAUCAACUGCCACCGGCCUCAACGUCAUUGGCAGGAAUGGUUUUAGAAACAGAGUCCCCAUCACUUCCAAGGCUGGUGUUGCCACGGCGGGUCCAGUGCAUCGGGGUGAAAUUGUGGAUGAAAUGCGAGACUAUCGUAUUGUCGACGACGUAAUUGGCGCGAUCAAUCGGCAGAUAACUGAAGACACGUACAGUAGAUUAUUUGCGGUAGUCUUUAUUAAUGGUAAACAAUUCAAGGUAACAGCUGAAGAUAUGAUCGCUAUACAAGCCCAUUUGCCGGUCGAAAUUGGCGAAACUAUUUCGCUAGAGAAAAUACUGCUGGUUGGUGGCACCGACUUCUCCAUUAUUGGCAGGCCACUCAUUGACAAAACGAUGGUUCGGGUGCUGGCGACCGUGGUAGAGAAAACGUUGAAUUACGAGUACAGGAGGUUUUUGCACAUUCAACGGACUCGUCUUCAUCGUUCAUACUUCUUUCGAGAUAAAUACAUGGUGCUAAGGAUCAAUGGAAUACAAUUACUUAAGACGAUCGACCCGUAAGAAAAAAUAGUAUUGUAUUUUGGGGCAUUACUUGUGGUGUACAUGUUAGAGCAAUGUUUGAAAAAAACUAGAAAGUUGGACUAUAGACUAUAGACUAGCUAUAGAAAUACAUUUCGCUCGACUAUUUGUUAAUUAAUAAAAAUGCUUGCAUGAACAUUAUUUUCAGCCCGUUCAAAAUAUGAAUAACAAUAGCCGAAAAAAUGUGUGGUUAAAUUUUUUAUAGAGGUACAUAGAAUAAAAGAAUAUAUUUGACAAAGCGAUGCUUUUUUGGAAUUU
This is a messenger RNA of Varroa destructor (honeybee mite), 1063 nucleotides long. It is a transcript of the gene mRpL21, whose product is annotated as mitochondrial ribosomal protein L21. Gene Ontology annotation, molecular function: structural constituent of ribosome. Gene Ontology annotation, cellular component: mitochondrial large ribosomal subunit; ribosome. The record is from RefSeq and is a predicted model, not a curated record. NCBI's taxonomy places the organism in Eukaryota, Metazoa, Arthropoda, Arachnida, Mesostigmata, Varroidae.